AUGGGAGGCGGUGAGAGAUGCGACAUUCCGGCGCCCCAUCCCGAACCUUCAGCCUCCAAAAAGCACUACCAUGUCAGCAAGGCCAAGCCGAGGAUCCGGAACCAGCACGCUGGCACGUUUUCUGCGUCUUCCGGUGCUCCGACGACUCCUGAGAAACUGGCUGAGGAUAACAGCGGUGGCUCGGUUCGCUUCUCCUACAACAAUCAGUGCUGGGGAGGAGCUGUGACCCACCUGAACAACAUCCUGGUCACGCAGUGCAGCCACGCUUACGCCGGCGCCAAAUUCAGUGAGCCGCCUUCCCCUAGCGUUCUCCCUAAACCUCCUAGUCACUGGGUUUCCCUUCCCAUGAUUCCCUGCGAUCGGCGCGAGAUGAUGGCCUUCCAGUUAAAGAGCCUGCUCAAAGUGCAGGCAUGA
Messenger RNA from Neoarius graeffei (lesser salmon catfish), 414 nucleotides. It is a transcript of the gene pnrc2, whose product is annotated as proline-rich nuclear receptor coactivator 2. Gene Ontology annotation, biological process: nuclear-transcribed mRNA catabolic process, nonsense-mediated decay. Lineage: Eukaryota; Metazoa; Chordata; Actinopteri; Siluriformes; Ariidae. Gene Ontology annotation, cellular component: P-body; nucleus. The record is from RefSeq and is a predicted model, not a curated record. The transcript has a single exon. Bases 1 to 414 code for a protein of 137 amino acids.